Messenger RNA from Alosa alosa (allis shad), 1479 nucleotides. RefSeq names its product T-box transcription factor 16 (gene tbx16). Bases 1 to 1455 code for a protein of 484 amino acids. Lineage: Eukaryota; Metazoa; Chordata; Actinopteri; Clupeiformes; Clupeidae. Gene Ontology annotation, molecular function: DNA-binding transcription factor activity, RNA polymerase II-specific; RNA polymerase II cis-regulatory region sequence-specific DNA binding. Gene Ontology annotation, cellular component: nucleus. Gene Ontology annotation, biological process: positive regulation of DNA-templated transcription; cell fate specification; regulation of transcription by RNA polymerase II. The record is from RefSeq and is a predicted model, not a curated record. The transcript is spliced from 9 exons.
AUGCAGUCCAUCAGAGACCUGAAGCCCAACUUCAACAUCCCUCCUCCCCCGUCCAUGCCUGCCGGACCGGAGCACUUCCACCAGGGAACCAUCAAGAUGACCCUGGAGGACUCGGACCUCUGGAAGUCUUUCCAUGAAAUUGGCACAGAGAUGAUUAUCACCAAGCCUGGCAGGAGAAUGUUCCCACAUUGCAAAGUCAAUCUUUUUGGGUUAGUCCCCUAUGCAAAGUACAUCUUGUUGGUGGACAUGGUACCCGUGGAUAACUUCAGGUAUAAGUGGAACAAGGACAAAUGGGAGGUGGCUGGGAAGGCCGAGCCGCAGCCCCCCUGCCGGACCUACCUGCACCCGGACUCCCCAGCUCCAGGCAGCCACUGGAUGAAGCAGUCUGUGUCCUUCCUCAAGCUCAAAUUGACCAACAACACCCUGGACCAGCAUGGCCAUAUUAUCCUGCACUCCAUGCAUCGCUAUCACCCCCGCUUCCACAUCGUCCAGGCAGAUGACCUGUACAGUGUCCGCUGGAGCGUCUUCCAGACCUUCACUUUCCCAGAGACCUCCUUCACCUCAGUCACAGCUUACCAGAACACCAAGAUUACAAAGCUGAAAAUUGACCACAACCCUUUCGCUAAGGGUUUCAGGGAUGAAGGCACCAACACAAAACGACGUGCUAACAGAGGCCAGGCUGACCCAGAGAGAAUGGCGAAGAGAAUGCACACCAUAAAAGUUGACCCCGAAAGCCCUGCAGACUUCCACCGCUCUCCCUACGAGGCGUACGAUGGCGAGCCACCCAAGACGAAAGAGGUGGAGGGGGUGAAGGAGGAGCGCUACUCCCCGUGGCCAGUAGCUGACCGGGAGAAUAGCCACAGCAUGCGCACGUCUGAGUCCCCACUGGGGCCCGAGGGCAGGGACAUCUACAACACAGAGCAGCUUGUCCCUGGACAGACAUCAUACCCGCCAUACAGGUUCCAUGAAUAUGGCAAGUCCCCCUCUCCAUCCAACUCCAGCAUUGCCAGCAGUGGUGGCAGUUCAGGGAGGCCCAGCUUCGAGUUGUCCCGCGUCUCGGACGUUGCCACGGUUCCAGAAACCACGUCCGGGGUCAUCGCCACCCACAAGCCCCCCGCCACCGAGAUGGCCCCCCUGCCGACCUCCUGCCCUCCCCAGCCUGCUGUGGGUCACCAGGACUACACGGGCGUCCUCAACAUGGCCAUGGCUCAAGCGGUUAGCAAGCCGGCCGGCGUACUGGGCCACCACCACCACCACCUGUACGCCCCAUACGGUGCCGAGCAGCACAUUGGACAGUGGAGCGGCGUGGGCGCGGCGUCCAGUCAGUACCCGGCUCACCCGCCGCCACACCUGCCCACCGAGUACAGCACGCAGGCCACCAUGCACCACGGCUACCCCCACGGCAACGUGGCCGACUGGAGCCAGUACCCGCUCUUCUCGUACUCCUGCUGGUGAGCGCCGGCGGCCACAGCAGCGCUG